AUGUCCUCCUCCUCCUCUUUAAAAGAUGAUGAGGACUUUGAAAAUUCAAAAUCGAUUGGAAAAAUGGGAAAGUGGCAACGCUUUUGGUCGUCGUCGGCGUCGCUCUCCUCCUCCUCGAAAGUCAUUUUCAACCCGCAUUUAAUGUGCCGCGAUUCUCUGAACGAAGUUCUGGAGAAAACAAAACACCUGCGCGCGUUGAUGCGUUUGUGUUUGCACGAAGACAAAGAAGAGAAAAAGUCAACACCAAAUUCGAAGAAAACGAAAUUGCGCUCGCGGAUGCUCUUGUUCGCGCUCUUGGAACUUUCGACGCAAAAAGCGAGCACGGAGACGUUCAAGAAAUCGAGCCAAGCGUGGACGUCGAUCGCAGUUGGGAGACACGCGGACGCGAUACGACCUAUUUUAGAACAUUUUUUAUAUUUUGGUCUUUUGUCGAGACCGCUGGCGACUUCGGCCGGGUACGUGAAAGUCGACGUGGAGCGAAGGUUGGUGGAGCGCGCUACGGAGGCGACGGCGAGGAAGUUGUUCGAACGGAGGAGGUUGUUAGAUUUAGAGUCUAUUUUGGACGACGACGACGACGAUUGCGGGAAAGUAAAGAGGAGUAAUAAUAAUAAUAAUAAUAAUAAUAACGCGGAGAGCGAUGUGACGAUGAUGCUCUUGAGAGUAUUGAUGGAAGCGGAAGAUAUCGUGGCGUUUGGGAUACCAAUGGCGUGCGAACGCGCGUGUUAUGCUGGUUUUGGAUUGAUUGAGUCGAUGUUAGCUUUGGCGUACCAUGGGAGAGUCUUGAACAUGCAUUUUGGCAGAGAGAAGUGUUUGAUGGCGCUGGCAUUCGCGUUUGCCACCGCGAGGGUGAAGAAGAGAAGUGAGAAAAUGCGAGGGAAAAGGAGCGAAGGAGGCGGAGGAGGAGAAUUCGUCGCGAAGAAGGCGAGGGAAACCGUUGCGGUGGCGUUGAGAGAUGCGAGGGCCCUGAGUGCACCGUACGCGUUAGAAGAAGACGGGUUUGAUGAUGGAUUAUCUUUGGUAUCCUCUUCCUCCUCCUCUGUCUCCUCGUCUCGGGCGAAACUGAACGCGACGUCCCUGGCGCUCUUCCCAAACGUCAAAAAUGCACUCGAGCUCGUCAAGCGGCGCUGCGUGGAUACGUAUUUCUCUGGAUCAAAAUCUAUCGCGCUCGGUGCUUUCAUCAACAAUUGGACUAUUAUUGCGAGCGUCCUAUUGACUGCUAAAUCUGAGAAACCGUUUGGUAUUGGUCAAGCUUGCGUUGCUGCGAUUACAUCCACCCACAACGCCUUCGUGAAGCUCGAAGAACUAUUCUUCUCGAGCGCGGAUGGCGAAGGAAGAUUUGGAUCGGUCGUUUUAGAUGCCGCGGAGACACAUUGCGCGAACGUAUUAAAGCUUCAAGCGGUCGUUGAAGCGCGAGAUGUGCACAAAUUCACUCACGGCGACAUCGUGUAUCGGCGAGAGGAUGAUGGCGAAAUCAACUGGGCGCAAAAACCAAUCUUGGAGUGUGAAAAGUUGACGUUGUACGAAGACGCGUCGUACGUAAGCGCGAAUAGUGUAAAAACAAGAGCAAGACCAUUGGUAGAAUCCUUAGAUUUCGAACUCAACGCUGGAGAGUUGUGUUGCAUAUCUGGACCACCGGGUUGUGGCAAAACAACUUUGCUGCGAGCGUUUUGUGGAUUGCAUUCCGCUGGCACUGGUUCCAUCGUUUCUCGAUUUAAUACUGGUAUUUGCUCCAACGGGCUGUUUACGGAUGACUUUUCGUACGAUCGUGAAGGAUAUCCUAGCACAGAAUACGUCGAGAUCGAUACGGAAAAGGAGAGCAGGGAUGGUAGCACUGCCGGUGCAAAGAUGAUCCGCGAUGGAGACGACACCACGUUCUCUCUACUCUUGAAAAGAAGACAAAAUAUUGCAGUGGUGCCAAAAUACCCGAAUUUCCCCAGGGAUGGCGAAACGCUACUUGGCAACGAUGUUUCCGUUAACACUCCAGAUGAUGAAUUGUUUGUCUUUCCAAUUCUUGAGCGACUUGGGCUCGGGCGUUUUUGUUCAAGUGAGGCAAUCCAAGAAUGCCGAGUGACGGGUUGGAACAAUGUGCUCACUAGAAGCGAACGCGUCGCGGUUGCGGUGGCCAGAGCGGUGGCCAGAGAAGCGACGUUGGUUAUCGUGAGAGACAAUUUGAGUCAAAUGGAAUCGAGCGCGUUGCGAGCUGAAGCGUAUGAGUUGCUUCGAGAUGCCAACUGCGCGGUGGUCGCGACAUCGUCAACACUUUUGGAGGAAAAGAACAAAAAGAAUAAGAGCGACGAGGAAUUCAAUGAGUUUGAAUUUGUCGUAAGUUUGUCAGCCGGAGAUAAAAAGGAGUGGAAAUUGAACGUGGAUAAAGGAUAUCUUUCACACUCGGCAAAAAAGAAAGCGCGUCCUACGGAGGACGGGCGUUUGAAUGAGGACGAGAAUAGUGCCAUUUUGAAUUCAGCCGGUCGAGCAAGACGGGCGCCUUUUGAUGCACUUCAGCGCAAGUUUGCGAAAAAAGAAACAGAGGAAGAUUCAAACAUCAAGCGAAAACUCGCGUUGUAA
This is a messenger RNA of Bathycoccus prasinos, 2565 nucleotides long. RefSeq names its product putative iron transport system ATP-binding protein. The record is from RefSeq and is a predicted model, not a curated record. Lineage: Eukaryota; Viridiplantae; Chlorophyta; Mamiellophyceae; Mamiellales; Bathycoccaceae. Gene Ontology annotation, molecular function: ATP binding; ATP hydrolysis activity. The coding region runs from base 1 to 2565 and encodes 854 amino acids. The transcript has a single exon.